AUGAUAUUAAUAUUUGCAAUUAUCAUAGUCAUUUCAAAUGCUGUAAUAGAUCCAAUCACAAUAGAAAAUUGUAAAUGGGGUCCAACAUAAUAUAAAUUGGGACAUCAAAAUGAAUAGACAACAGAAAGUGUAGAAUUCACUUAUUUCACAAUUUGUAAAUCUUUGAAUCAUAAAAUCGUCAUUGAUUUUUUUAAUGUGGAUUCGUACAAAUACUUAUUAAUAUUAGAUAUAUUGAUGCUCCUUUAACAAAUUGUAAUGAUCCUUUAUUUUAGCAUGACGUCGAUGAAAUUUUUAUUGGAACUAAAACAGAAUAUUUAGAAAUAGAAAUAUCACCAAAUGGAGCUUUAUUUUAUGCCACAAUUGGUAAUCCUAAUGGCAAUUGUUCUAAUCUUAUUACUACUUAUAGAUAAUGUGAUGAAAUUAAAUAUUUUGCUGAAUAUGUUACACCAACUGCAUGGAAUGCUCAUAUUGAAUUACCUAUUUCUAUGUUUACAUAACCUAUUUAUGCAAAUUUCUAUAGAGUAAACAAAAUGAAAGAUCAUACAACACAUUAUAUGAGUUAUAAUCCUAUCAAUGCAUCACCUGCUUGUUUCCAUAGACCUGAUAAAUUUAUUUAAUUGAUAGUGUGAAAUAUAUGUUCAUUUAUCAAAUUAAUAUAAUUAAUAUUAUGCAAG
Molecule: messenger RNA, 674 nt
Organism: Paramecium sonneborni
Lineage: Eukaryota; Ciliophora; Oligohymenophorea; Peniculida; Parameciidae
Source: the annotation of a GenBank genome assembly